GGGCCCAAUGGGCUGGAGGAGUGGGUGGGCAGCGCAUACCUGUUUGUGGAGUCCUCGCUGGACAAGGUGGUCCUGUCAGACGCUUACGCUCAUCCCCAGCAGAAGGUGGCGGUGUACAGGGCUCUGCGGGCUGCAUUGGCAGCACUCCUUGCCCCGAACCCCUUCCCAGUAACUACCUUCCAGGGGGGACCCCCUUUCCCAUAUCAGGGCAGAGGUGACGGGAGACUGAGCCUGGUUGGGGGGGUCCCACUCUGGGGCAGCAGGAGCCGUACUUGAUGGCGGCCUAAGACCUGAGACCUCCCGCUCCUUCCCCGCCGGCCCCCUACCCAGAUGUUUUGGCUGCCCAGGGCAUUCGCCCCCCUCUUUGCUGCCAAGUCUCUCUGCACAUCCCUUUUGCCCACCUUAACUUGGGGCUCCAGUGAUGGGGCUAGGAUGGUACCCACUCCCUGGAAUAGGUCCUGGCCUUCAUGCUGGUAUCCCAAUUUUGUUUUCCGGCUGGGAGCUCUGGGGUAACCCCGUGCUCCUAGGCCUGGUGGCUAGGGAGGUUGCUCUGACCAUGGGCUUCACCCCUCUUCCGACUGCUUGGAGAACGGGCCGGUUGAGGACCGUCUGGCGCCUGACUGCCCGCCUCCGCAGAGAGCGGGAGCCCUGACGAGUUGCAGAUGCUCAAGAUCCACCGCAGCGAUCCGCAGCUGAUCGUGCAGCUGCGUUUCCGCGGGCGCCAGCCCUGCGGCCGCUUCCUCCGCGCCUACCGCGAGGGGGCGCUGCGCGCCGCGCUGGAGGGCCGCCUGGCUGCCUCGCUCACCCUGUGCGCGGUGCCUUUGGAACUGGAGCUGCGCGCCGGCGCCGAGCGGCUGGACGCCCUGCUGGCAGACGAGGAGCGCUGUUUGAGCUGCAUCUUUGCCCAGAAGCCUGACCGGAUGCGGGACGAGGAACUCGCGGAGCUGGAGGAUGCGCUCCGGAACUUGACUUUUGGCUCAGGGGGCCAGGAGGGUGGCAACGCAGAGGUACCUCCAGCCCCUUCGCAGUCCCUGGCCCCGUCUCCGCCGGAGAAGCCACCGCCAGCGCCACCCUCUGGCCAGACUUUUAUGUUCCAGGGCCAGCCCAUAGUGAACCGGCCGCUAAACCUGCAGGACCAGCAGACGUUUGCGCGCUCAGUGGGCCUCAAGUGGCGCAAGGUGGGGCGCUCCCUGCAGCGCGGCUGCCGCGCGCUGAGGGACCCGGUGCUCGAGUCCCUGGCCUACGAGUACGAGCGCGAGGGGCUGUACGAGCAAGCCUUCCAGCUCCUGCGGCGCUUCGUGCAGGCCGAGGGCCGCCGCGCCACGCUGCAGCGCCUGGUGGAGGCGCUCGAGGAGAACGAGCUCACCAGCCUGGCGGAGGACUUGCUGGGCCUGGCGAACCCUGACAGCACCCUGGCCUAGGCUGGGUACCAGGCACACAAGGACGGCCGGCCAGUGGCCCAGCCAGGGUUUGGAGCACCCGGAUGACUCUAGGGUCCCUUCUUGCUGCUAAGGCUGCCCUGUCCAUUCACAGGACUUAACUACCCUCCUGAGUGGAGCUGCUGGGCAGAAUGGACUGCCUUCUCCGGGAGUCAGACAGGCACCCGCCAUGCCUGCUGGGGUGCCAUAGGGGAUUCUGCCCCAGAUAAGGACAGUGUGUGGGUGCCUCACCGCACCUAUCCCACAAGGGGGGUGGGGGGGGGGCUUGUGGCCGGCCCUUCACUCUUCUCUCAUUGCACAAUCACUCAUGAGGCACCUGCUGUGUUUAGGCAUCAUCCUGGGUGCUACAAAUACUUUGGUGAACAAGACAGUUCACACUCAGUAUGGGACUCCCAAGUAGUAAGCAAC
Molecule: messenger RNA, 1847 nt
Organism: Pipistrellus kuhlii (Kuhl's pipistrelle)
Lineage: Eukaryota; Metazoa; Chordata; Mammalia; Chiroptera; Vespertilionidae
Gene: TRADD
Product: TNFRSF1A associated via death domain
Exons: 4
Coding region: 663-1421 (252 amino acids)
Biological process (GO): extrinsic apoptotic signaling pathway; positive regulation of canonical NF-kappaB signal transduction
Cellular component (GO): tumor necrosis factor receptor superfamily complex
Molecular function (GO): transmembrane receptor protein tyrosine kinase adaptor activity
Source: RefSeq, a predicted model, not a curated record